AUGCCUCUGUUAGCCACGGAGCGCGUUAAGCUGCCCUAUACAGAUCUCCUCUCUUGGAUGUUCGAUGAAGUCAUCUACGACAUCGACAGGCCGAUAUUGAUCGAUGCGGCCAACACUUCUCGGACUAUAUCAUGUCGACAAGCCAGAUCGAUGAUCCAGCGAAUCGCAGCUGGGCUGAAAAAAACAGGCCUUCAACAUGGUGAUUGUGUCUGCAUACAUGCUUUCAACGAUAUCUACUACCCGAUCGCAUGCCUGGGUGUUGUGGCUGCCGGAGGAAUCUACGCGGGCACCAAUCCCUCGUACACGGUCUCGGAAUUGGAAUACUACACCCGUAUUGCCAACAUUCGAUAUUGGAUUGUGGAGCCGGCCUUGCUUCCCAACGUCCAGAGAGCAGCCGCGAGAUCUGGUAUUCCUACUGCCAAUAUCUUUGGUUUCGGUCCUAGUACAGAAUCACUUCCAGCUGGCAUUCGCUCCUGGGAAGUCCUUCAAAACUGUGGAGAAGUUGAUUGGGAGCGCUUCGACAAUGAACGGAGGGCAGCAACGGAACCCGUGGUGAGGCUUUUCAGCAGCGGCACCACGGGUCUGCCCAAAGCUGUGGACUUGACACACCUGAACUGCACCUCGCAACACACGGUGGUGAUGGAGCACCGCAAACGGCCAUAUGAAGUGCGGAGGUUGAUCUGCAACGCCAUGUUCCACGUCUCGCAGGUGGCCAAGGUCAACACCAGCGCUUUCCGGGGCGGGUAUCCGACGUACUUGAUGCGGCGAUUCGAACUGGAGCCUUGGAUGGCAAACAUUUCGAAAUUUAACAUCACGGAACUCAACGUCGUGCCGGCCAUGGUGGUAACAAUCCUUCAGUCUGGCCUGUUGGAGAAAUACUCACUGGACUGCGUCAAAAAUAUUUACAGCGGCUCGGCGCCGUUGGACAAGAGUCUGCAAAUGGCCCUCAAGGCGUAUUUGCCGGCCGACUGUAUCUUCAACCUGGCCUGGGGUAUGACCGAGACGAGCUGCAUGGGGAUGUGUUUCUUUUACCCGGACCAGGACCUCACGGGGGCGGUGGGCCGCCCACUCCCAAACCACGACGUUAAGCUGGUCGACGACAAUGGUAACGAAAUCACUGAAUCCAACAUGCGCGGGGAACUGUGCAUUCGCGGGCCAAGCAUUUUCAACGGCUACGGUCGAGAGAAACUCCGAAAAGAUUUUGACGCCGAUGGUUUCUUCCACACGGGGGACAUCGCCUACCGCGACCCGAUCUCCAUGCUAUGGUACAUCGUGGACCGGAAGAAGGAACUCAUCAAAGUCCGUGGGUUCCAGGUCAGCCCCGCAGAAAUCGAGGCCGUGCUGGUCAACCAUCCGGGCGUGGCCGAGGCUGCGGUGAUAGGCGUACAGGAAUCUGCGGAGACGUCAGAGUUCCCCCGCGCAUACAUCGUUCCCAAAAAGGGUGCUUCUCUUACCGUCGAAAGUGUUAAGGCAUUCGCAGCUGAGCGGCUGGCCGGCUACAAGAUGUUGCACGGCGGCGUUAAGUUCGUGUCCGCCCUGCCGAGAAACAUCAACCAAAAGGUCUUGAAGAAUGUCCUGCGGGAACAGGCCAAGAAGGAGUUACGGCUGGCUUCGCAGACUCUGGGCCAGGAAAGUGCUAGAUUGUAG
This is a messenger RNA of Fonsecaea multimorphosa CBS 102226, 1647 nucleotides long. RefSeq lists its product as uncharacterized. Gene Ontology annotation, biological process: secondary metabolic process. Gene Ontology annotation, molecular function: CoA-ligase activity. The record is from RefSeq and is a predicted model, not a curated record. Bases 1 to 1647 code for a protein of 548 amino acids. The transcript has a single exon. NCBI's taxonomy places the organism in Eukaryota, Fungi, Ascomycota, Eurotiomycetes, Chaetothyriales, Herpotrichiellaceae.